AUGGGCCACAAUCUGCGUACAUCAAGAAGGCACGGUCGCAGACAGAAUCAACUCAUGGACUACAACACGCCAGUGACCGCACCCAAUACAACAGAAUCUUGGGAAGAGCGACUGCAGCGUCUAGAAGAAGCCAUUAUGCCACAAACAGACAGCAACGCUGCGCAAUAUCAAGAAAAGAUGUGCGCAGCAUCCGACCGAAAAGGCCAAAAGAAGUAUGUGAACUUCUAG
Molecule: messenger RNA, 228 nt
Organism: Sphaeroforma arctica JP610
Lineage: Eukaryota; Ichthyosporea; Ichthyophonida
Exons: 1
Coding region: 1-228 (75 amino acids)
Source: RefSeq, a predicted model, not a curated record